AUGGUAAGAGCUCAACUCAAUCUCAUCUUGACACAAGACCAGCCGCCACCAGUAAUCAAAGAGGUACUAAAUCUAAACACCAUUCAAGUUCUUAAUGUGGUACAAGUGAAAGCCAUAUAGGAGGCUCCCAAGAAACUACUCUUUGUGGAGGCCAUUAUCAACUCUACUUCGACAAAAAAAUUGGUGGACUUAGAGGCCACCCACAACUUUCUAUCAGAAAAAGAAGCCCACGACCUCGGGUUGAGCUUGGUCAGCACCAACAACAAGAUCAAGGUUAUCAAUUCUAAAGCUUAAACCUAAGUGGGAUUGGCCCAACGAGUGAAGACACAAAUGGGUACAUGGGAAGACUAAUUAGACUUCCUAGUAUUAUGGAUGAAUGAUUUUGAUGUCAUCCUUGGGGCUAACUUCACGACCAAAGUGAAGGCAAGAAUAUUCUUCCACUACAAUGGCAUAUUGAUAUGUGGAGGGAAACGCUUUUACUUUAUAUAA
This is a messenger RNA of Spirodela intermedia, 489 nucleotides long. The record is from the annotation of a GenBank genome assembly. Lineage: Eukaryota; Viridiplantae; Streptophyta; Magnoliopsida; Alismatales; Araceae.